Molecule: messenger RNA, 315 nt
Organism: Ceutorhynchus assimilis (cabbage seed weevil)
Lineage: Eukaryota; Metazoa; Arthropoda; Insecta; Coleoptera; Curculionidae
Source: the annotation of a GenBank genome assembly
AUGUACCGCCAAUUUUGCCCUCCAAACGCCAAAGGUAUGAAAACUAACUUAGAGAUUCGCAGAUAUGCUGUGGAUGGAGAACAAAGGGAAGAACCCUUUGAUAAAUUGAGAAAGGGCGAUAAAAGGAACAUAGCACAUGAUAAGAGAAUAGCGGGAGAAGCUUAUGUCAGUAGCACCUCUGGAAAGGCUGUAUUGGCUAAAGGGCUGAAACCUCGUUGUAGUAGUGAAAAAUGCAAGAGUAAAGUGUGCAGCAUUAGUGAUGUGCAAAGGCAGAAAAUAUACAACGCUUUUUAUGGUACAAAGAGCUUACAGUAA